AUGGACGUAGCUCGCGUUCUAAUUGACACCGGAAGCACCGUGAACGUAAUCUACAAAGAUACGUUGAGAAGAAUGGCGAUAGAUUUGAACGACGUGGUCCCGAUCCCAAAACCCUUAACAGGGUUCGCAGGAGAUAUGACGAUGACCAUCAGAACCAUAAAGCUUCCCGUCGCUGCUGCCGGCGUUAUGAAGGUCGUGGAUUUCUCAGUGGCAGACGCCCCGGAAAUCUACAACAUCAUCAUGGGGACACUGUGGAUAAACUCUAUGCGAGCCGUCCCAUCAACCUACCACCUCUGCAUCACGGAAGAUCGCAGAACCGACGAACCAUCAUGCGACACCGUGAUCCAAGUCUGCAUCGAUGAAGCACACCCUGAGCGUUGCGUGGAGAUCGGGGCUCAGCUCGAAGAACCACUGAAGGAAGAGUUGAUCGUGCUCCUAAAGGAAAACGUCAACACCUUCGCAUGGGCCGCGGAAGAUAUGCCAGGGAUUGACAUCAACAUAACAUGUCACGAGCUAAACGUGAAUCCAACGUUCAAGCCAGUCAAGCAGAAGAGACGGAAGCUAGGAGCAGAGCGAGCUAAAGCUGUGAAUGACUAA
This is a messenger RNA of Microthlaspi erraticum, 597 nucleotides long. NCBI's taxonomy places the organism in Eukaryota, Viridiplantae, Streptophyta, Magnoliopsida, Brassicales, Brassicaceae. The record is from the annotation of a GenBank genome assembly.